CCAAAGUUGAUUACAACUCUCCACCCAGCUUCUUCCCUUUUCCUUUAAAAAAUCUCGCCAACGACGACCGACUCAAUGUGCCCACACGCUACUGGUGACUCUCUCCCCGCUGACAAGUCUGAAAUGGUUGCUAUCCCUCUAAACGGCGAGUCCUCCACCUCCACCACCAACGGCACCAACGGGGCCCCUGCCUACGGCGUCAACAAGCAGGGAAUCAAGAAGCGAGGCACAUGGAGGGCACCCGAUGCUCACCUCAACCGCGAGGUCAAGAACCCCUACGCCGCACGCGCAUCCGACUUGCUAUCAAAUCUUUCAAAUUUCAACAUCAUCGAGAGCACACUGCGAGAGGGUGAACAAUUCGCUAAUGCCUUCUUUGACACCAAGACCAAGAUUGCCAUUGCUAAGGCCCUCGAUGCCUUUGGUGUCGAGUACAUCGAACUCACUUCCCCUUGCGCAUCAGAGCAGUCAAGAGCUGACUGCGAGGCUAUUUGCAAGCUCGGGCUCAAGGCCAAGAUCCUCACCCACAUCCGUUGCCACAUGGACGAUGCCCGAGUCGCUGUAGAGACUGGUGUCGACGGUGUUGACGUCGUUAUCGGAACUUCAUCCUACCUCCGUGAAUUCUCGCAUGGAAAGGAUAUGGCCUACAUCACCAAGACCGCUAUCGAGGUCAUCGAAUUCGUCAAGUCCAAGGGCAUUGAAGUCCGAUUCUCAUCAGAGGACUCCUUCCGUUCCGAUCUCGUCGACCUUUUGUCCAUCUACCAGACUGUAGAUAAGAUUGGUGUUAACCGUGUCGGUAUCGCUGAUACCGUCGGCUGCGCCAACCCCCGUCAAGUCUACGAUCUCGUCCGAACCCUCCGAGGCGUCGUCAGCUGCGAUAUCGAAGUCCAUCUUCACAACGAUACCGGUAUGGCCAUCGCCAACGCCUACACCGCCCUCGAAGCCGGUGCUACCCACAUCGAUACCUCCGUCCUUGGUAUUGGUGAGCGUGUCGGAAUCACUCCGUUGGGUGGUCUCGUUGCCUGCCUCUACGCCGCCAACCCCGAAUACGUCAAGUCCAAGUACAACCUCCCCAUGCUUCGAGAAAUCGAAAACUUGGUCGCUGAAGCCGUCGAGGUCAACAUCCCCUUCAUGAACCCCAUCACUGGCUACUGUGCUUUCACCCACAAGGCCGGUAUCCACGCCAAGGCUAUCCUUAACAACCCCAGCACCUACGAAAUCCUCAAGCCAGAGGACUUUGGUCUCACCCGAUACGUUUCAAUUGGUCACCGUUUGACCGGUUGGAACGCCGUCAAGUCUCGUGUCGAACAACUCGGCCUUCAACUCACUGAUGCUGAGGUUAAGGACGUUACUGCCAAGAUUAAGGAACUCGCUGACGUCCGAACUCAAUCCAUGGACGACGUCGACACCCUUCUCCGUGUGUACCACUCUGGUAUUCAAUCAGGAGAGCUCGCUGUUGGCCAGAAGGAAGCUCUUGACCGUCUCUUGAGAAGACACAAGGCUGAAGCUCAGGGCCGCGCUGCUAGCCCGUCGGUGGAGAGAAGUGAUUAAUUUUCAUUAGUAAUCACCCCAGUUUUCCACUUGCCACGGCUACGCGGAACUAUGGGGCUCCACUUCCCCGUUCCCCGUCUGGCGCACGACAUCUUUAUGCAUCCGCUCCCUCAAAAUGCACGGUUUACUCAUCCCCUUUCCUCGGGUCAACUCGGGCCUUGGGGAGGUGUGAUGGAUAGCCGGUUGCCAAACACAUAUAUCUUAUCGCUAUUGUGCCAUGAAUUAACUAGCUAAAAAAAGGCUAGAUGUAUUUCUACUUGCAAUACUUUCGAGGCCUGGUGGUGUUUUCACUCACUGAGGCAGGACGCUUCAUUUUCCUUGCAUUAUCUACAUCCUUCUGUACAGCGACAGAACCACAAAUACACAUGCGACCACUGAUCCAU
Coprinopsis cinerea okayama7#130 is the source of this 1931-nucleotide messenger RNA. Its product is annotated as homocitrate synthase. The coding region runs from base 76 to 1548 and encodes 490 amino acids. Gene Ontology annotation, molecular function: homocitrate synthase activity. The record is from RefSeq and is a predicted model, not a curated record. Lineage: Eukaryota; Fungi; Basidiomycota; Agaricomycetes; Agaricales; Psathyrellaceae. The transcript has 6 exons. Gene Ontology annotation, cellular component: mitochondrion.